This is a messenger RNA of Salvelinus fontinalis (brook trout), 5262 nucleotides long. Its product is annotated as spidroin-2-like. The record is from RefSeq and is a predicted model, not a curated record. The transcript is spliced from 2 exons. The coding region runs from base 722 to 1144 and encodes 140 amino acids. Lineage: Eukaryota; Metazoa; Chordata; Actinopteri; Salmoniformes; Salmonidae.
GGGGGGGGGGGGGGGGCGUUAGGAAUGACUUCAGCCGUUAUCACAUUGGUUAUUGGAGCUUCAUUCACCUCAGUGGAUCUACAAACACAUAGCCUGUUAGCUAUACAAUUAGCCGCGACACAUUAACUCUUAUUAACUCAGCACCGGGAUAAAAAAAUAUAAUUGAAUACGUACAGAGGUAUCUGACAGCAAAAAACUAUUUUAUUAACAAAGGUCAACAAAUAAGUUUGCUUUACAGAAUAUAUUUUUAUGCAGUUUUACAGCUAAUUAAUGACCUGCAAUUCUACACAUUUUGCCAUGCGGUGGAGAGACAUUUUUACGGUUUUAAAGCUAAUUUCCAACAAUUCUACACAUUUUGCCAUGUUAAUAUGGUAUCUGAGCGAGUGAGCAAAUAAAAUCAAUUGGGAACCCCUGGAGAUCAAGGCCCCUGGAGGUCAAGGCCCCUGGAGGUCAAGGCCCCUGGAGGUCCAGACCCCUGGAGGUCAUUAACCCCUGGAGGUCAAGGCCCCUGGAGGUCAAGGCCCCUGGAGGUCAAGCCCCUGGAGGUCAAGCCCCUGGAGGUCAAGGCCCCCCUGGAGGUCAUUGCCCCUGGAGGUCAAGCCCCUGGAGGUCAAGCCCCUGGAGGUCAGGCCCCUGGAGGUCAUUGCCCCUGGAGGUCAUUGCCCCUGGAGGUCAUGCCCCUGGAGGUUAAGACCCCUGGAGGUCAUUGCCCCUGGAGGUCAUGCCCCUGGAGGUUAAGACCCCUGGAGGUCAAGCCCCUGGAGGUCAAGCCCCUGGAGGUCAAGCCCCUGGAGAUCAAGGCCCCCCUGGAGGUCAUUGCCCCUGGAGGUCAAGACCCCUGGAGGUCAAUGCCCCUGGAGGUCAAGGCCCCUGGAGGUUAAGACCCCUGGAGGUCAAGCCCUGGAGGUCAAGCCCCUGGAGGUCAUGCCCCUGGAGGUUAAGACCCCUGGAGGUCAAGCCCCUGGAGGUCAAGCCCCUGGAGGUCAUGCCCCUGGAGGUUAAGACCCCUGGAGGUCAAGCCCCUGGAGGUCAAGCCCCUGGAGGUCAAGCCCCUGGAGGUCAAGGCCCCCCUGGAGGUCAUUGCCCCUGGAGGUCAUUUUCCCUGGAGGUUAAGACCCCUGGAGGUCAUGCCCCUGGAGGUUAAGACCCCUGGGAAUGUGCCCUGCAUGCCCUGUCAGUAAUUCAGCCAUGAUUACUACACAUUUAGAUAACUAGUUAGACUAACUACACGAAUUAACCAAUCUCAAAAGGUUUAACUGAAUUGGGCUAAUUGAGUGACUGUCGCUAGGUAGGUUUCCAUCAAACUGGGCAACAGAUUUUCAUGCGAAUACUCUAGAAUCCACAUAAAGAAAAUAUGCACAUUUUCACACCAGUGGUGUGUUUCCACCAAAUGGACUGGUGUUUCCACCAAUGGACUGGUGUUUCCACCAAUGGACUGGUGUUUCCACCAAUGGACUGGUGUUUCCACCAAUGGACUGGUGUUUCCACCAAAUGGACUGGUGUUUCCACCAAAUGGACUUGUUACGGAUGAAAAAUCAGCAUGUGAUAGAAUAGUGCACUUAAUAAGAUGUCCUUUUUCGUUUAAGUUUUCACGUACCGAAUUUAAAAAAAAACUAAUGUUUCCGUUGUAUUUUCAACUCUACCAAUAGUUUUGUCACAAAAAUAAAUGGCUGUGUUAAAUACAAAUACCAACAGCUCCCAGGAUGCAGUGCGGUUAGGCUAAUCUACACAAUGAGGUUAUUAUGGAUAAGAGCGAGAAUAUUUGUUAUUUGUCAAACAGCAGUCCAGCAUCGAUCAUCACUUUUGCACUUCCUGUGAAGUUCAUCAUCAUUUAUUUAAUAUUCAGCCUAAUAAACUGCACGCUUUCCCGAGUCGUAGUGGGAGGACCACACGCGCCAUAUCAUCGCGUGACUCCCAAGUUUAUUUCAAUAUGACGGUUAUUAAAUCAAUAUUUUAGCAUCAACGUAAUUUCCACCACCAUUUCUCACAAAAUACAUUUUACAGACACAAAAACAUCCCACCUACGUCGAACGAAGAAAUGAUCUGUCGGCAUUUAUACAAACUGAAACUUCCUGUUUACAUCACAUCCUGUCAUGAUUUCUUUUUUUUUUUACAUGGUAAGACUUGACUUGAAUAACAACCUUGGAUGGAAGUAUGGUUAGUGACACAUAACAAGAGAGAACCUGCUGAUACACAACCAAGGUUCAAAAUGUCACCUCGGGUAUUGAACUAUUCUAAUUCUAAACUGUAAUUUCAGACCCCCAAAACAAGAGUUUAAAAAAUAAAUAAAAUUAAACAAAUAAAAAUCUAAUUUGAAAUAAUUAUUGAGGUUCGGACCUCGGUGUCCUCAGAUGUUGCUAUGGCCCUUAUUAUAAAUAGCAAAGAUAUACAUUAUAAUCCGUAGGAAAGAAAUACAUAGAAAACUAUGUAUUAAAGUCGGCAAAUUAAUUCAAUAUGAAAACUGCAUAGUGGAAUUGUAUAUUGACCAACUAUAAGCGAUGACCAUUAUGGGAAAGUGCAACCGGCAAGGCAAAUGUCCAUAUCUUUGUAUAAUAUUAUCACACACAUGUAUAUUAACCUUUGAAAAGCACAAGGCCAGUAUGGAUCUCAAACCAUCUGGCAUGACAUGACUGAAGUACCUGUUACAAAACAAAAAACGCAGAUUACCGUUACGCACGAGAGACUGUUCUAAUUGUAUCUUUGUUUUCUAAAGAACAAUAACUUUGUAUGUGUCUAUAACUUGUUUUUAGAAUCCUCUGGUAGGAUGUUUUCUAUGUAAGAGUGAGACGGACCAAAAUCAUACGCAUGUGAAAAGGGAUUAGCACAAAUACAAACGACAUGUGACACGGCCUAGAUUUACAAACCGAAACGAAAAGCGUCCCUCAUAUCCCCUCACUGCAGAGAACAGGGUACAACGAGCAUUAUUAUCACAGACGCAGCAUUUGAGCAGUGAUUGUCUAACUACUCCUAAUAACCCAGAUAUACUGUUUUACUGCAAUCAUGUUUACCACAUUUAGUGUCCAACUCCUCAGGAACAGCCGUGAAAAGCGACCAAAUGAUCUACUGAAACUACCGUGAUGAGAGUUGUGAAAGAAGACUUCCCUUCCUUCCACCAGUCAGUCAGUUAGUCAGUCAUUCUAGUCGAAGCCAGAGCCAUGUAUUUAGAGAGAUGAGGUUUCUGCAAUAUGAAGCAUUAACUUGACCCUACAACAUUCUAUAACAGCCAUGUUAGAACCCCAUUAACAUGACACUACAACAUUCUUUAACAGCCAUGUUAGAACCCCAUUAACAUGACACUACAACAUUCUUUAACAGCCAUGUUAGAACCCCAUUAACAUGACACUACAACAUUCUAUAACAGCCAUGUUAGAACCCCAUUAACAUGACCCUACAACAUUCUUUAACAGCCAUGUUAGAACCCCAUUAACAUGACACUACAACAUUCUUUAACAGCCAUGUUAGAACCCCAUUAACAUGACACUACAACAUUCUUUAACAGCCAUGUUAGAACCCCAUUAACAUGACACUACAACAUUCUAUAACAGCCAUGUUAGAACCCCAUUAACAUGACACUACAACAUUCUAUAACAGCCAUGUUAGAACCCCAUUAACAUGACACUACAACAUUCUUUAACAGCCAUGUUAGAACCCCAUUAACAUGACACUACAACAUUCUAUAACAGCCAUGUUAGAACCCCAUUAACAUGACACUACAACAUUCUAUAACAGCCAUGUUAGAACCCCAUUAACAUGACACUACAACAUCAUAUAACAGCCAUGUUAGAACCCCAUUAACAUGACACUACAACAUUCUAUAACAGCCAUGUUAGAACCCCAUUAACAUGACACUACAACAUUCUAUAACAGCCAUGUUAGAACCCCAUUAACAUGACACUACAACAUUCUAUAACAGCCAUGUUAGAACCCCAUUAACAUGACACUACAACAUUCUAUAACAGCCAUGUUAGAACCCCAUUAACAUGACACUACAACAUUCUAUAACAGCCAUGUUAGAACCCUAUUAACAUGACACUACAACAUUCUAUAACAGCCAUAUUAGAACCCCAUUAACAUGACACUACAAUAUUCUAUAACAGCCAUGUUAGAACCUCAUUAACAUGACAUUACAACAUUUUAUAACAGCCAUGUUAGAACCCCAUUAACAUGACACUACAACAUUCUAUAACAGCCAUGUUAGAACCUCAUUAACAUGACACUACAACAUUCUAUAACAGCCAUGUUAGAACCCCAUUAACAUGACACUACAACAUUCUAUAACAGCCAUGUUAGAACCCCAUUAACAUGACACUACAAUAUUCUAUAACAGCCAUGUUAACUCUCCUUUAACAUUACAUGGGUAAUAUUUAAAUAAUGCUAUCUAAAAUUAAUGUGUAGAAUUAGAACAAUUAUUUUAAAUUCUUACUGUUUAAAUAUAUGGCUCUGUUAAUAGCCAUAGUCUGUUGUAAUGACUGUACAAGGUUUCAACGUCAUGAGAGAGAAACCUUAUAGAUGGACUACAGCCUAACCUGACCAGAAACCAACAGCAGGCCAAUAUUAUUACUGAAAAUAUACCUUGUUUUUCUUUCAUUGAAAGACGAAAUAUAUGAAUUAUCAAGUUGUUUGGCAAUAUAUAUAUAUAUAGAAAUAGAUGAAUAUAUACAGUAUACGUAUACAUAUAUUUAGUUUGAUUAUAUAUUAAUUCCACAAAAUGAUCAAAGUUGUAUUUCUAUAAGGAUACAACUUGUUUGUUUCCAUGGCAGCUACAAAUGACAAGGAUCUGGUCAUUUUAGUCUCCGCAAAGAUUAUAUAACUAAAAUGUGGAAUGAAUAAGGGUUCCAUUCAUUUUUGUAUAAAGUUACCAUACUGCAGUUUUCUGUCUUAAAUGAUGUUGUACAACUCCACCGUGUUAUAGGUGUAACUGUGGCCUCUGUGACUUGUCCGUAUGACCUGAUCUGUACGUCUACGUGUUUUCUGCAAUAAUAUGAUAAUCUCAGAAACUAAAGCACAUACGGUGUAUUUCUGAUAUGUAAAAUAAUAAAUUGCAAUAAUGAUAAUAGUAUAAUUUAAUGAAAUAAUAUAUACACUUGUCUAGUCAAAAUAAUCUUGUUUUAUAUAUUUCUAGCAGUUCUAAUGUAAAAUAUUAUAUGUAAAAAAAAAUCCAUAAUAAAUGUCUUUAGAUGGUGUUAUAUGAAAAAAAAGCAUGAUUGCUGUAUAUGUUUUCUGCAGAAGUAAAUAAAAUAAAUAAAGAACUGUAGAUUAUAA